Molecule: messenger RNA, 1319 nt
Organism: Aspergillus steynii IBT 23096
Lineage: Eukaryota; Fungi; Ascomycota; Eurotiomycetes; Eurotiales; Aspergillaceae
Product: O-acetylhomoserine aminocarboxypropyltransferase/cysteine synthase family protein
Exons: 6
Coding region: 12-1319 (435 amino acids)
Biological process (GO): transsulfuration
Molecular function (GO): transferase activity, transferring alkyl or aryl (other than methyl) groups; pyridoxal phosphate binding
Source: RefSeq, a predicted model, not a curated record
CUCUGUCCCCCAUGGCCAAUCCACCGCAGCCUCAUUUUGAAACCCUCCAACUACACGCCGGUCAUGAACCCGACGCCGCCACCAAUUCCCGUGCAGUGCCCAUCUACGCCACGACGUCAUACCAAUUCAAUGAUUCGGCACACGGCGCCAGACUCUUCGGUCUCCAGGAAUUCGGCAACAUCUAUAGCCGUAUCAUGAACCCGACGGUGGACGUGUUCGAAAAACGAAUCGCGGCCCUCGAAGGGGGAGUCGCAGCCGUGGCAGCCUCCUCGGGACAGGCAGCUCAGUUCAUGGCAAUCUCGGCGCUGGCGCAUGCCGGCGACAACAUCGUGUCGACAAGUAACUUGUAUGGCGGCACGUACAACCAGUUCAAGGUCCUGUUCCCUCGUCUGGGAAUCAACACCAAGUUUGUCCGGGGAGAAGACCCCAGCGACAUCGCCGCUGCCAUCGAUGAUCACACGAAGGCGGUCUACCUUGAGACAAUUGGAAACCCUCGGUACAAUGUACCGGACUUCGAGGCCAUUGCCAAGGUUGCUCACGAAAAGGGCGUCCCUUUGGUGGUUGACAACACGUUCGGAGCCGGUGGCUACUUCUGUCGUCCCGUCGAGCACGGCGCCGACAUAGUCGUCCACAGCGCAACCAAGUGGAUCGGGGGUCACGGAACCACCAUCGGCGGCGUUGUUAUCGACAGCGGGAAAUUCGACUGGGGCAAACACGCCGCACGCUUCCCGCAGUUUGUCGAGCCAUCCCCGGGCUACCACGGCCUGAAAUUCUGGGAGACCUUCGGACCGCUUGCUUUUGCGAUCCGCGUCCGCGUGGAAAUCCUCCGCGACGUAGGAUCGGCACUCAACCCGUUCGCUGCGCAGCAGCUGUUGCUGGGAUUGGAGACGCUAAGCCUGCGUGCCGAGCGACAUGCAGCGAACGCACGGGUUCUGGCGGAUUGGCUUCGGAGCAACGAGAACGUGAGUUGGGUCUCGUACCCCGGCCUGGAAGACCACCCCAGCCACGAAACCGCCCGGCGCUAUCUGACGCGUGGGUUUGGCGGGGUUUUAUCAUUCGGUGUCAAGGGCGGCGCAGUGGCCGGUAGCCAGGUCGUCGACGGCUUUAAAUUGAUCUCCAAUCUUGCCAACGUCGGCGAUUCCAAAACGCUGGCCAUCCAUCCAUGGUCGACCACGCACGAGCAACUGUCCGAGCAGGAACGUCUGGAUUCCGGGGUGACGGAGGACGCCAUCCGGAUUUCUGUUGGCACCGAGCAUAUCGACGAUAUCAUUGCCGAUUUCACCCAGUCUUUUGAGGCGGCGAGGGCUCUGAGGCAGUAG